ACAACCAAUUCCGCCCACUCUUACAGGAACAACACAAAGUAGAUGGUAUAAAGGACCUACGUUUCCCAAUCUGACUGAAAUUGCAACACAAAAAGCGUCAACACCGAAUCCACACCAGCCUACUAUGCAGCCUGUGUUGCAGCCUUUCAAAGCUACCUUGCAGCCUUCUUUGCAGCCUUUCAAAGCUUCCCAACAGCCUCAAACAGCUACCAAUCAGCCUCAAAAAACUACCCAUCAGCUUCACAAAGCUACACAACAGCCUCAAAAAGCUACACAACAGCCGGUAUCUUCUUUUACAAGUGUCAAACCACAUUUAGAGAAAAGAGCAUUUGUUGCACCUUUGGGAGCAACAAAACAUGUGAUGUCACAAUCUCCUACACCACCAGACACCAUGGCUAUGAAAAAGAGAACCGGGAAGCAAGAAGGUCAGUUGCCUCCAACAUACAUGCAUGUGAGUGAGAAUGCAUUUCAACCUCUGCGAUCUCCUCCAUCCAAUCAGGUUGAGAGUGAAGUUAUGCCAAACUACAACUGGGACGAAUUUGAAGAAUCGGCUUCUGAGAGUGAAAAUGAAUUUGAUCAAGGAGAAGGAAGUGAUACUGCUGUGAAGAAAGCAACACUUCGACAUCGAAUCAUUAUUCCAAAUUGGCCAGAAUCGAGGGAGUUUGAUGAGAAGGUGGAGGCUAUAGCUAUAGAUGCUGAUGGAAUACGACAUCUGGUAAAGGGACCAGUUCUGCCUCGAGACGUUUGGCAUGAUGCAAAGGGGUUCAGAUACAUUGUCAAGCUCAAUGAAUUCAACCAACCUAUUCGAAAAGGUGGGAAGAUCCUUGUGAGCUUCCUUGGAGAUAUUGCAAAAAAUGAUUCACUUUGUCCAGUGGGAGUCCCAAGUUGGCGUGCUGUGAACAAUCAGUUAAAAACUAAUGUUGUUACAAUGAUUCGGAAACAUUUUGUGUUACCUGAUGGACCUCUAGUUAACAAGGCACUAGUGAUGCGUAUUGACAAACCAUGGAACAAUCAUCGAUACAAAUUGAAGAGGGAUUUUUUCGCUCCAGUGAAUAAAUCUCGAGAAGAGAACUAUGCCAACGUGCCUGAUGGAGUGUCCACUAGGAGUUGGACGGAAUUGGUAGAUUAUUGGCUUUUACCAGAGGCCAUGGAAAAAUCUGAAAUGGGAAAAAAUGCUCGAGCUUUACAAGGAAAUAAGCACAACAGUGGUGCUACAAGCUUUGCUAAUCGAAGAGUUGAUAUGAAAGAGAAGAAAGGAGUGUUUAGCGAAUUGGCAUUUUUCAAAUCAGUUUACGCCAAAGAAGAUGGAAGCUUUAAAGAGGGCACACUUCCUCAUCAAUUUGUGGAGGAUGCCAACAAAAAGGUCCAAGAAAAUCUUGCGAGUUCCUCUUCUUCAAAGCCCGUAAUUGAAAUUGAGAAUGCAGUCUUUAAUGAGCUCAUGUAUAAAGGUGAAGUACCUAAACGUCCUCUGAAUUAUGGAUUUGGAGUGAAGCAAAGCGACAUCUUUGGAGUGGAAGGUUUGCUGAGGAAAGAAGGGUCAAGCUAUGUUAACAACAAUGCUAUGGAAGUGGAGAACAUGAAAGGUGAAAUAUCAGUUGUCAAGAAGCAAAAUGAGGACCUUGCGCAACAAAAUCAAGUUCUAAACACCAAGUUUGAAGAAACAACACAAUCAUUUAAAAUGAUUGCUUCUUUUUUGGGACAAGUUUUGAAGGAAGUACGCAAAGGGAAUGUUUCAUCGAACCUUUUAGAUGGUGCGGAAUCAGCAAUAAAUAUGAUUACUGAUGAUUCUGGUGGCAAUGGUGACAACCAGGCCGAGAAAUGAGACUUUGACACUAUUGCCAAAUGCAAGAUUAUUGAUGAUUCAAGUGGUAAUAGUAAAUGUAGAUCAAGAGAUGAACAAGUUAUCUUGAAGCUAAGCUAGCAUAACGAUAUGUUUACUUGUUCGUAGUCAGGAAGUUGUUUUUAUUUAGUUUUGGACUAUCUUGUAGAAAAAAUGAUAAUGCUAGUUAGAAAGUUAUUUUUGUUUUAAAA
Molecule: messenger RNA, 2031 nt
Organism: Spinacia oleracea (spinach)
Lineage: Eukaryota; Viridiplantae; Streptophyta; Magnoliopsida; Caryophyllales; Amaranthaceae
Exons: 8
Coding region: 125-1822 (565 amino acids)
Source: RefSeq, a predicted model, not a curated record